AUGAGAGGAGUGAUAUGUCUGAUUGGCAUAAUUAGUAUUGCACAAGCGUUUGGUAAGUAUUUUUGGGGGGGGGGGGAUUUUAGUAGGUAUGGGUAUGAAAUUCGUAUUUUUAUGCCUAUUUUUUAAUUUUUUUUGAAUAUAGUUUGAUGCAUAAAGAAUGGCGCGUUAUCAUAUGAUCAAAAAUUAAAAUUUUGAAAUAAAAUCAAAAAAGUUUAAAAAAUUAAAUUUUUUUUUAUUUUAAAGUUUGCACCGUGCAAAAUAUAAAAAUUUUAAAAUUUCAAUUUUUUUAAUAUAAAAAAAAGAGUUUGAACAUUUCACAAAAACAAAGCUUCAAUGAUGAAACCUCGAAUCCAACCUAGUUGACCCUUUUGUUUAGAUCAAGAGAAAGGCUUCGAAUUCGAUAAGAGCGAUGAGUCCACCGACUCGCCCCGGGUUCCAUCAACCAAUUCCACCGACAGCCUAGCAAAGUGCAACUUGAACGCCGACCAGGGAACGGGCGAUGACAAACGUGAGUGUUGUGGUCUUUUGUUUUGGCAAUUUAGUUUGUUUCUACUGUGACAAUAUAUGAAUUAUGUCAUAUCUUAUGUGACAUAAUUCAUGCUCUGUUCUGCCACUUUUUUAUGGGAUUUAUCGAUACAAAAAUGACAAGUUUAAAUGUUUAUCAUGUUAAUAUAUUCAAAUUUAGUUUUACGUUACUUUUACAAUCCGGCCAACAAAAGUUGUGGCCAAUUCGAAUACUUUGGUAAUGGAGGUAAUGACAACAAUUUUGGCAGCGAGCUCGACUGUCUGAGUGAAUGUUAUUCUGGUGAGUUGUAAAACUAUUAGGUUGUCCAAAUAAUUCUGUGCCUCCUUUCAAAGUAAAUUUUCGUGGUUGGGGGCACAGAAUUAUUUGAACAACUAGUAGUAAAGUACACGCUAUUUUAAUAGUUGGGUGGGGCAAAAAAUUGAUACUACUAUCAGUAACUAUGAUAUUACUAUGAGUAACGUUUCACUAUAUAUGAGUAACUAAAAGUUGUAAAUUUUCUUUUUCAGAAGUAAACGAUGGUACACCAAUGAAAGAAGAAGAUGAUGUUAUGAUAGAUUCUCGGCCUACUCGUGAUGUUGAAGGUUGUAUGUCUCCAAAAGAUAGUGGUACUGGCAAAGGUAAACCUUUAUACCAAAUUUUAUCUCGGUAUUUUAAGUAUACCUUCCCUAUUAUAUCAAUUUAUUAAAAUUUGAAUCAAAAAGCAAUUAAAAGUAGCCCUAACUUUAAAAUUAUCCUUAAAUUUCAGAAGAAAUCCAGAAGUUCUACUACGAUGCCAAAUGGAACAACUGUUUCGCGUUUAAAUACCUUGGUCAAGAAGGGAAUGGCAAUCGGUUUAACAGUAGACAUGAAUGUGAAUCUAAAUGUCUUCGAAGUAUGUUUCAUAUUUUUUGGUCAUUAUAACUUUUAUAUGUCUUCAUUUAAUCAAUAAGUGAUAUCAUUUCAGUGGACGGGUCAGUAUGCAAAAUACGGCCACCGGUCGAAGCCUUAGAAAUUGGACAAGAUUGUUACAAUACGACAUGCCCAACAGGCUUCUCAUGCUUCCAAGGAGCUCACUCUCCUGAAUGUUGUAACGCGACAGUUCAAGGUAAUUUCAUUUUCAAAUUGCUACAACUUUUCAGUGUAAAAUAUUAAAAAUUGAAAACUAAUACCCAUCUUUGAUGUAAACAUAUACUGUCCUCUUGUCCAUAGUGCAGCAUGAACAAGACAUGAAGUUUUAAAGUAAUGAUUCAUCUUUUCAGAGCUCUCCCAACUCAUGUUCGACCCAAUGUGCCCGAACGGCGAACGUGCGCUGGGCGAAGAGAACGGUGAGUUCUAUCACAUCUCCAUCGGCCGCUCAUGUGACGACCUCAUCUGUGGUAGCAAUCACGAGUGUGUGAAGGUAGCCAAGGACGUCGCCAAAUGUUGCGCAACCACAAAGAACGGUUUCAAACGUGACGCUCCACUAGACGACGACGUUAUUCAAGGUGGAUUUAAUUGACUCGCUUCCCUCUCCAACUUUCCUGUACAAUAACUUCUGAAUUUAUGUUGCUAAAACAUAAGAACUUUCUAUAAGCUUCUCUUCUGACCUGAUUUCUUCUUAACACAACUUCUGUUGCCAUCAGCCGUGUUCUGGGCUGUUCUUUCCUUCAAUAAACCCUAAACUUCCUGUACAAUAUCACCUAAACUUCUCCGCCAAUAAUUGCCAUCUUUGCUGUACAAUAACUCUGCCAUUUCACUAUAAUAACUCACGUUUCCUUUUCCCUAAAAUAAACUUUGGUAACCUUUAAAGUUCGCAAGAAAACCAAACCGUCGGCUCGUUUCUUCGCCGUUCCUCCGCCCAUCGGCCGUGACUUCUGCGGACUCGCGCCGGAACACGGAAAUUGCUCGGGUAAGAGGUUCGAGUGGAUAAUUGCAACAAACAUAAACCGACUCGUUACAGACCACCAUCAAAAGUUUUACUUUUCCGCGGAAUGGCAAAGCUGUCUCGUGUUCAAGUACUCGGGUUGCGGCGGCAACGAGAACAACUUUGAGUCGCGCGAAGAGUGCGAAAGCGCGUGUUUAGUUGGUAUGUUACCUAAUUAUAGAAACAAAAAUGAGUCAUAAAACAUAAAAAAAAUUCUAUAUAUGAACAUAGAACAUGAAUACAACGAAUUCAAUCCAAAAUGAUACCUAAAACAAUAAAAACUUAAGAAUAUGAAAUAGAACUUAAAAUUCGUAAAUUUAAACGUCGAUUUUGAACAAAACAUUAUCUUAUACAUCAUUCGACUGUCCAUAAAAUACGACGAAGCUUCGAAGAGAAAUCUUGGUGAAAAACUUCUUAUUUUACAGAACGCCAAGGUUUUCUUUAUCGAUUAUUUUCGCUUUGAAAUACGAAAAUUAACUUAUUUUUGAGAAAUUCAUUAUUUCUUCUUAACAAAAUCAGUUUUACAAGCUGAAUAACACAAUAUAAAUUGUAAAAACUAAUAUUUUUAAUCUUGCUUUUAUAUAUAUUUUUUAUAAAUCAAUUUUAAUACCUAAAAUUUAAAGGAAGAGUUUAUAAAUCAAUGUUUUAGCUGAUGGAUCAGUUUGCCGCGGCCCUCAAAGGCCAGUGUUUCCAAGGAACAACAUCAAGAAGUGCUCCAAGUAUUCAUGCCCACCAGGAUUUGAAUGCUAUGAAGGUUUACAGCAAAUUGAGUGUUGUAACAAGACAGUGCAAGGUAAGCCAAUAUUUUUGGUUUUAUGGUUGAUAUAAGUAUGAUACAAAGGGUUAUUUUGAAAUGGAAAGCAAAUUCUGAAGCUAAUUUAAACUUUGUUUUAUAUAUUAAUAUCUUUUUAAUUUCUUCUGCAGUUUGUGCUUGAUGAAUUGCCUUAUAAGUCUAAUUUGAUAUUGUUUUAGACGUGUUUAAGAGUUUUUACUCAGAAACUUGUCCUAAUGGUCAAAAAGCCGAAGGUACCUCAUUCGAAGGCUACUUUUCUGUAUUGGUAGCUGAGAAUUGUGAUGAACUGGAUUGUAAUGACAAUUUUGAGUGUCAUCAGCUGAGUAAUCAUGCCAAAUGUUGUGAAAAGUCAUCGAAACAUACGAUAUUGGGAUCGAUGGGUAAGAGUUCAUUUGGCAAUGGUAUUGGGUCAAAAAGUCAAGGCUUUGGCAUUGGAAUGACAAUGAAAGCUCACUAUGUUGGUAGUGGUAUUAUACCUAAAAGUCAAGAUUUUGGUAGUAACUAUGUGAUGAGAAGCGAUGUGGCUGUGAUAAAACGAAGUGUGGAGAUAUGUCCGGCGAUUGAGCAACGAUUGGUAAAGUCUUGUAAUCAGAUUCUGACUGAUAUGGAAGUUGUCAGAAAGAUCUGGCAGGCGCCUAGGAUAAUAUCAGCUGAGGGGAUUAUUCAGGUAAAAAUUGAUACUUUUUGUCUCUGUAAUGUAGGCUUAUAUUAAUAAUGACUUUUAGGGUUAUUAUUGAUAUAAAAUUUCAAUUUAGUGCGAUUUUUAAAUAAAUUUUUAAAAUUUUUAUUAAACCCUUCACUUUUGACGACAUUUUACAGCAUCUAAACAUAAUGUGUACAAAGUUCGACGAGUACAAGAACUGUCUGACCAUGAUGACAUCGAAUGCAGCCUGUUUGGAUCCACUAAUGUCACGGAAGGAGCAGGUACUUGGGUUUAUAUGUCAGAAAGUGGUACGAGAAGCGAUUGUGAGUACGGAAAACCAACGUUGCUUGAGGCGGAUUUCGAAAAUUGAAAAGGUGGGUUGUUAUUGUAUAAGUCGGUUGGAUUUUGUAUUAUAUUGUUUUUAAUGUUAGCAUAUUAUUGAUUAAAUGUAUGAUUUUUGGACCAAAAUUACGUAGAAUUGGUUAAAAAUAUUCUAUUACUUAGUUCAAAUAAUUCUCUGCUUCCUCUUAAAGCAAAUUUUUGGGCGUUGGAGCACAUAAUUAUUUAAAUAACCUAAUAUUUUUAAACUUUAAAAUGAUUUUUGGUCCAAACCUUCUAGUAAAUGUUUUAUACGUUAGUAGAUGGACGUACAUAGAAAAUUCUUGACCUACGAAGCCUUAUACGUUGCUAUUUAAAACUGUUGAAAUAUGCGACAAAGGAUACGUUCAUACGACGUAACACGGAUUUAUGUUACAAUUUGUGUCUUUUUCUCAUUGUCUGGCUUCGGAUGUUUACUGUGGAAUUCGAGACGUCUAUAAGGGUGUAAAACUGUUACUUUACGGUAUUUUACUGUGCUAUAACAUGUUAUUUUACAGUACAAUGUAUAAAAUGAUUACAAGUGAUCAUCUUUUGCAAGUUUAAAUAUAAAUAGUAACAUAACGUGAAUAUAAAUGUAUUUUUAACAUAACUGUAAAGUCGUAUGUGUAAACAAUGACAUAAGGAAGAUAUUACAAUAUAUUCACGGUGCUUUCAUAGAAAAAUUAUUUUUGUACAUAAAGAAUGUCAUAAGCGAAAAUGGCUGCUAUUAUAAGGCUAACAUACUAGUCCAGUAAACAAUAUGAUGACAUAAGACAUCAUGCAGUAAAUAUUUACUUUUCCGGCCAUUGUGUGAUUCGUAUUGUGAUUGAAAUAGACACUUUUGUAGGUAUUAAUGUACGUAAAUACAGACAUCAUAUUAUAGUUUUUGAGGCGUCAUAAUAUAGUUUUGUCUAUGGAUUGUAGAAGCUGUAGUAAGUCUGUGGGAUUAAAUUUACUUUUACUGUAUAAAGUAUUAUGUAGGUCUACGUAUUGUAUACGUUUUACAGUAAAAGUAAAGUGAUCUUUGGGUGUUUGGUGUUGAGUUUUAAAGUAGCAUAUUGUACACAGUAUUUGGGACAAAAAUUGAAGCUUAAGGUUUCUGUAUAUAGUACGUAUGGUAUGUAGUACAGUACGAAAUAGUGCAUUACAUACCAGAUUUGUAAAGUUAUUGUUAUAGCUUUAUAACACACCAACUAAAACCAUAAUUUUAGAUACGAAACUGUGAAGAUGACCUCGAAAAAGGCCUGGUAAACAACAUCUUCGACAAAUAUUCAAUCUGCAGCGCCUUUGACGAAACGCUUCAAUGUUCAGCUCACGAACUCUUAAAAUGUGGUCCAAAUACGUUCAGUUUGAUGAAGAACAUCAUCACCACACUGAAGGCCAAUAUAAAACAAUGUGUGAAUCAAACCGAGAGUUUGGACAAGAUGCAGAGUGUAGAAGAUCGUGCAGAAGACAAGAAUGAAGAGAGUGAGGAAGAAGAUUAUGAUUCCACAUCUUCAACUGAAGCUACAACACAAGUUGUCACUACGACCAAGAAGGUGAAGAUACGACGAGAUAGGAGGUGUCCGAGGGAGCAUGUGGAGAAGGCUGAGAGCUGUACCUAUUUGAUUGGAUUCAGGAAGAUUCGAGAGAUAUUCAGGCUUCAGAACGACUUUGUUUUGAGCAAUUUUGAUGUAAGUUUUUGGGUUACGGUAUGUUCAUAUUUGACUGCCAAAUGUAAAAAUUAGCUCUAAAUAUAUUGACUAUAGGACUUUAAAAUACUGUUUACGUAUCUUGUGCACGAUACUAUUACGCACAUAUUUGCGUUACUACUCUUAAUUAACGUUAAUAGGCCAAUGUUGUAGUAGAUCAAGGUGCACAUUGCUGUAAUGACUAGCGUAGCUACAUGUUUGUUAUGGUGUAAUGACUAGCGUAGUAUGUUUGUUACUGUGUAACGACCAACGUUAUCAUGUAGUUGUUGCACAGUGACGGAGCUAACAUGUAGUUUUUGUACAGUAACAGAGUUGCUAUGUAGUUUUGAUAUAAUGACAAUGUUAUUAUGUACCUUUCUAUUUAGUUACUGCGUUAUUAGGUUUGUUAACAUGUGAUGACUCAUGUUAUUACCUAAUUAAUGUUUAUUAUGUUAGCCAUGAGCAAAGUUUAAGUAAAAUGAGGCAAUACUGUAGAUUGUAGUGUACUUUGAUCUAGAUGGACUGUGGUAUCUUGACUUUGGAUUUGAGGGACAGUAAUUGCAAAACAUUUCAUUAGACAGACAUGACAUUAUUUAUUAGUUGUUCAAAUAAUUCUGCGCUUUCUCUCAAAGUAAAUUUUUGUGUUUAGGGGCACAGAAUCAUUUGAACAACCUAAUAUAUGAUCCUAGGUUUAAGACAAUGUAAAUUAGCCAUGAUCUCAACUUUUUACUAUGUUGAUAUCACUUUUUUAAAACAGUCUAUUUUAAAAGCUAAAAUUUAGUUUAAAUUCUAAAUUUAAUAGUGCAAGAUUUAAAAAAAUGAAGGGAAUUUAAAGUUUUAAAUUGGAAUUAUUACAAUUUUAAAUGUAAAUCCAUUUAGUUUAGUUUAAACUUUUUAAACAUAUUAUUUUGUUAAACAUACCAUGGCUUUCAAACAUACGAUAGACUUUUUUACAUUGAAAACAAUGUUGAAACAAGCGAAAUUGACUCGGUAUAUCGUGUUAUGUUUGUAGUAAAUCGUAAAGUAUUUUCAUUGUCGCAGCAAGAGUUUAUUUGUUUUUGUAAUUUGGGUUUGUUACUAUGACUUAUAGUAAUGUAAACAUUUUAUAAGUUUAAUUAGUACUAAGUACACAAACCGAUUAUGGCUGAUUGAAGUACGACAAAAGAGGCUUGACUGUAUCUAUAGCAUGACAAUUAUAAGCAUACAUGGCAAUUGUGUGAGGAUUUAAAACAUUUUGCAAUAUAUUGGAAGUUAAGUAAAUCAAGGUUAUAUUAAAGUAUCAAAAACUUAAUAUUGUAGUACAUGGCAACAGUGCAGUAUCUUGAUCUAAACAAACAAUUCAUAUUGGAUUUGAAACGGUAUACAUCAUGCUUUUAGGUGAACAACAUAAACGAAUACUGUGAUCAUUCGAAGAGUUACCGCAAAUGUAUGGAACUGUCAUUGUCGGACGAUGAGAGAUGUCUACAUUUACUCAGUGAAGAUCCAUUCUACUCAUUUGUGGUUGCUUUUGAGGAUCGGCUCUGUGAGGUAAUGUUGUAGCGUUAUGUUGUCUUUACUCCAAUUCAACUUACUUUAUUAUACAUUACUUUACUUUAUUCUAUUCUACCUUUGCCAUACUCUGCUCUAUUUUACCUUAUCCUAUUCUACUGCAUCUUUUUCUACUCUACUCUUGUCUGCUUUGUUCUACCUUAUUCUACCCUACUCUAUCUUUCCUUGAUUUAAUUUAUACUCUACUAUGCUUUUUUCUACUCUACUCUAACCUGUUCUACGUCACUUUACUCUAUCCUUCUCUACUCUCGCAAGAUAAUGCCAAGAAACCGUCAACUCAAAGUUUUAAAACUGAAUUAUUUUUUGUUUAUGAUAUAGUACGAUAUGUAAUUGUAACAUGAAUUUUUAUAUUCUUUGAGAUUUUUUUUUUUAUUUUUGAAAUUUCAGACCGAAAAGCAGCUGAAAUGGCUGAUAAAUGCAGGAUGUUUGAGUAAUAUUGCUCAGUCGCCGAAUCUGGGCGAAUGUCUCAAGAACACGGACAUUCAAGAUGAAAGGGUAAGCUAUUAGUUUGGGGCGAGUAAUUACAUUAAUUUACUAAAUAAAGUCAUAAGCUGUUUGUGCGAGGAUUAACAGUAAUUAAAGGGUUAUGGUAGUAUAUGAUUGUUUUUGGAUUUAAUCCGGCUAUUUUCGUACAUGUACGAAGGUACGAUCUUGUGGUAUUUUGAGCGGAAAUUAGUAUUUUGUCGAAAAUAGGUAUACAUAUUAUAUUUAUAUGUAUUUUGUUGUAAAAACGGUUGAUAAAGAGUUUUUUUACUAUAGUAAGCAUACAGGGCUUGAUAUGUAUGGUCAGGUAUACUCCAAUACGAUCAAUAAUAGUUGGUUCUACCUUUACAUAAACCGUCUAUGUCGAGUAAUCGUCUCUUCUUUUAGGUCCUAUGUGGAGUAACAGAACAACUAGAAUCUUGUGUGUACGGUGAAAUCAAGACAACAUGUAGACUACAAGAGGUGCAGUUCUUUACCGAGAUCAUGGAGAUGCUAAAACAUCGACAUCGCUUUUGUCAGCCUCCAAGUAAUCGUACUGUAACACGAAGUAGACAUGACACUCGAGCUGUUCAGUUCGAUGUCAAGGAUGUCACACCGUUACCGUUGAGUCGGCGUGGUAAGUUUUGUGAUAUACAUUGUUGUAGGAUAGAUAAUUGAACGUUUUGAUAGUGUUGUAGGAUAGGUAAUUGGACUUUUACUUUGUAUCUUUGACUAAAAAGUAAAUAAAAGUUGAAAAUGCCAUAUUAAAAGUGUUCUGUUACCUAAAAUUGUAUUGUUGACAAGUAAUGUUGAAAUACGAUGUGAUUUCCCAACACAUGUAUGAAAAUGGCACAAGAUAUGUCUUAUAGAAGGAUUACGAAACAUUAUAAAUUGUAACAUAUCCGGUUUCGUAUGACAACAUACACGUGAGCAUAGUCUACUCACGUAUUCUGUAUAUUCAACAUGAUAUAAUUUUAUAUACGAAAAAAACUUGAUUGUUUAUCUUGCUGUAAUUAAGACAUAUUUAAUUAGGUUGUUCAAUUAAUUAUGUGCUCUUUCUCAAAGAAAACAUUUUGAUUUAGAGGGCUCAGAGUUAUUUGAACUAACUAAUAGUAUAAAGCAUAAUAUAAUGUUAUAGCUAAUAGUUAACAUAGUGACAAGUAACAUUAAGACCUUUUGUAUACUGAUCUAACUCUUAGGUUGCCGCAACUCUCGAAAAAUUGCCAUGUUCAAAUUGAACGGCUACAUACCAGAAUGCGACGAGAACGGCAACUACCGCUUCAUGCAAUGUGACAAAGGCUCGGGCUCGUGUUGGUGUGUAGAUAUACACUCAGGGCAUCCGAUCCAAGGCACCUUGGCUCCACCAGGUCGACCCUUACCCAUGUGUGGCCUCAACUACCUCUUCACAUGCGAAAAGUUGCCAGAUCCAACGUUCUGUGAAGCCGACAACGAGAAGCCGCAGAAGACGGAACGGUGGCACAGACAAGGUAACCGAUGCGUUCAGUACAUGCACAGUUAUUGUCCCAGCACAGCACAUUUGCCUCCCAUGCCGAUUCGAACCGAAAGUGCUUGUAAAAGCUUUUGUUUGCCCUCAAGCGGUUGA
This is a messenger RNA of Bursaphelenchus okinawaensis, 9484 nucleotides long. The record is from the annotation of a GenBank genome assembly. Lineage: Eukaryota; Metazoa; Nematoda; Chromadorea; Rhabditida; Aphelenchoididae.